GAGUGGAAUGUUUAUAGAUUGAAUGUUUGUGUGGGGUAGAGUCCCUGACACUGCGCGGCAAAAGCGAGCAGCAAAACAAAAGCAUGUGGACGUAAUUUUCAACAAAGGGUUGCAGUGUGUCCAGAGUCUACCCAGAAUCAUUGGGUGCAGGGCAGGAACACCCCCUGGACAGGGUACCAGUCCGUCACAGGGUUGUUACAGAGGAACCUCAACUUCAGCACCCGACCAUGGGGCUCCGGUCAACUCAGAAGAAGCACUUCCCCCUCAGAGGCAUCGAUGGAGUUGUGCAGCUUUUCGAGGCAGAGCUGGCGAACCCUGAGCCAGACCUGGCCCUGCUGUCUCUGGUCCUGGGCUUUGUGGAGCACUUUUUGGCUGUCAACCGGGUGGUUCCCUUCAACGUGCCUGGCGUGCGCUUUGAACCUCUGAAAGGAGACUGUCUUAACUCUUGCUUCCCCACUGUAGAGCUAGGGUUAAUUUCUGCACUUCAUGAACGCUUCACAGCACAGAUCCGUGGUGCAGUGGACCUGUCAAUGUACCGAAAGCCUGCUGGUGGAUCGAGUAGGGAGCUGGUCAAGAAGGUGUCGGAUGUGAUCUGGAACAGCCUGAGCCGAUCGUACUUCAAGGACAGAGCCCACAUUCAGUCGCUGUUUAGUCUCAUAACAGGCACAAAGUUGGACAGUUCUGGCGUGGCGUUUGCAGUGGUAGCUGCGUGUCAAGUUCUGGGACUCAAGGAUGUCCACCUGGCGCUCUCUGAGGACCAUGCCUGGGUGAUCUUUGGCAAAGGGGGUGAGGAGACUGCUGAAGUAACAUGGCAUGGAAAAGGCAAUGAAGACCGAAGAGGCCAGACUGUCACAGCUGGAGUCAAUGAGAGGAGCUGGUUGUAUUUGAAAGGUUCCUACAUGAAGUGUAACCGUAAUAUGGAGGUUGCAUUUAUGGUUUGUGCCAUCAACCCCUCUUUAGAUCUGCACACAGACAGCAGUGAGCUGCUGCAGCUUCAGCAGAGGCUGCUUUGGUUGCUGUAUGAGCGAGGAGACUUGGAGAGAUAUCCUAUGUCAAUGGGCACUCUGGCUGACCUUGAAGAUCAGGAACCUAUGUCUGGGAAGGGGGACCCACUUUCAAUUCAUCUCAAGGCUGUGGAGUCGGCAAAGAAGUACUACAACAACGAGCACAUCUAUCCGUUCAUGUACCUGGCUGGAUACCACUACAGACACAGAAACGUGCGGGAGGCUUUGGGGGCCUGGGCUGAAGCUGCUUCUGUUAUGCAAGAUUACAACUACUGCCGAGAGGAUGAGGAAAUCUAUAAGGAGUUUUUUGACAUUGCUAAUGACGUCAUUCCCACACUGCUUAAAGAGACAGCUGGUCCUGCUGAAAGCGGAGGAGAGGGCACUGAGGGAGCAGAAAAGGACCAACCAAGACAGGCUGCAGCUUUCUCUGCCCUACAGGACCCAGAAUGCUUUGCACAUCUUUUGCGUUUCUAUGAUGGAAUCUGUAAGUGGGAAGAAGGAAGUCCCACACCUGUGCUUCAUGUGGGCUGGGCCACCUACCUCGUUCAGUCUCUCAGUCGAUUUGAUGCGCAGAUAAGACAGAAAGUGGCUAUUAUCACCAAAGAGGCAGAACCGCAGGAAGACGAUGAUCAGUCCAGCGAUGACCCUCGUGAGGGACGCAGGAGAGGCCCGAGGCGUGAGUCCAAACCUGAAGAACAAGCAGGAACCUCUCCACCUGCAGGGCCUGUACCUGCCACUCCACCUGCCCAGCCUAGCCAGCCCGGGCAGCCCAAAAAAGUGGGGGGAGAAGGAGGCCGUCGUCGAUCUUCAGCUGGAGCUCGUGGUAAAGAGACUGAUGGAAAGAAUGAACCUCCUUCCCCUGGUCCAGCACCUUCCUCUCCUCAGCCUGUGGCAGCACCUAGUGGGCCACUGGUUACUUUCCACAGUGAGAAGAUGAAGGGCAUGAAGGAGCUGCUUUCUGCAGCCAAGAUUAACUCCAGCGCCAUCAAACUACAGCUCACCGCUCAGUCACAGGUCCAGAUGAAGAGGCAGAAACCCACAGCCUCCGGGGAUUACACCCUGUCCUUCAUGAAACGCCCUCGCAAGACUCUCUAGGAAGUUCUUUAUUUAAAGAAUUUGAUUUCUGCUUAGUUUCACCUCAAAUCGACCUCUAUAGCUUGCUUCAUUCAUGGAGUAGGAUACAAAUAUUGUCAAGUUGAAGGUGGGAACCAGUGCUGGUUCACUAAGCUGUCCAUCUUGUACCAACACUGACUGUUGAUUUGAUUAAUUGCGGUAAAGCGGGGUUCACCAGUUACAGUGGUUCCAAACUUUCACAAAAUUCAUCUGCUGUUUAUUUUGUAAUGUCAUGAAGUCAUUCACUGUUUCUAACUAGAUAAACGCGUAACUGUCUUGUGACCCUUCAGGACUAGAGUUGGAAAAUUCUGCUGUAAGGUUAGAGAUUAAUUAUGAUGCCUUAUUUUUAUAUAAUUCAAUUAAGUGGCGAAAGUGAAAUGUAAAGUUACCACACCAAAGUCCAGUCGUGUUUUACAUGCUGUUUUUUUUCUUCUUUCUUUUCUUCCCUUUGAUAGCCUGCUUUCAUAAAGCCUCUGAAAUCUUUGUUCAGCCCAGUAAACUGUUACAGAGUUUACAUUAGCAUGUAUGGACAAGUGACACAUGCUAGUCUUUGCUGUGCUUGCUUUCAUUUCUUCUUAUUCAUUGCCAGCCAUAUUAGUUUGAAGCUUUUUUUGCUUCUUAGGAGGCCUUUAGUGCGAAUUUCGUUAAAGCAAGUGUCCUUUUUUGAGGGACAGUAAGCUUGUAGAAUGGCCUUUACCACUCUGUUCUGAUCAAUGUUGAAUGGUCUUUGGUUUAUAAUAAAGACAUUCUGAAAUUC
Molecule: messenger RNA, 2874 nt
Organism: Astyanax mexicanus (Mexican tetra)
Lineage: Eukaryota; Metazoa; Chordata; Actinopteri; Characiformes; Acestrorhamphidae
Gene: men1
Product: multiple endocrine neoplasia I
Exons: 11
Coding region: 228-2099 (623 amino acids)
Biological process (GO): negative regulation of cell population proliferation; regulation of transcription by RNA polymerase II; negative regulation of cell cycle
Cellular component (GO): nucleus; chromatin; histone methyltransferase complex
Molecular function (GO): transcription cis-regulatory region binding; Y-form DNA binding; chromatin binding
Source: RefSeq, a predicted model, not a curated record